UUCAUGAUGACUACCUAAUUAAAUUAUAAGAAAUUUUGCACUGAAAAUUUCUUCUAAAAAAAUAUGCAAAUGAAUGAAACAGUUGUUUGUGAAGUUUGUGGGGUGGUUGUCGAGAGAUCAAAGUAUUUCAGGCAUAUUAAGUAUGGUCACAAGGAGAAAAGAGAGCACAAAUGUAAUUUGUGUCAGAAAUCAUUUACAAGUGCUUACAAUCUCCAGUAUCAUAUGGCUCAUCAUAUAAACGCCAGAAACUUCCUUUGUAAUGAAUGUCCACGAGCAUACAACACAGCAGCUGAUUUAGCGCAACAUCAAAGGAUUCAUGAGAAACAAAGAGAUCCGUACAAGUGUGACCAGUGUGGAAUGAUCUUCCAAAUUAGAAGCAAAUACAACACUCACAUGAGAACCCAUCAGUCAGGCACGUCAUCGGGACCAAAAGAAUGCACAAUUUGCAAUAGAAAAUUUGUUUGUUUAUCAAGUCACAAUCGAAUUGUUCAUCUCGGCUUACGAGCUUAUCCUUGCAAUGAGUGUGGAAAAUCCUUUGGUAAGAAGUCGGGAUUAGAUCGACACAUUACAACUGUCCAUGAGAAGAUUAAAGCGUUUCGUUGUGAGAUUGAAGGAUGCAAUGGCGCUUUUGGUGAGAAGUCUCAGUUGACAAAACAUAUGAAAAUUCACAGUGAUCGAGAUCAAUCUUAUUGUUCGUUUUGUAAGCAACAAUACGACGACAUUAAAAGUCAUUUCGAAUCAUUUCAUUGCGAUCUAAGUCACACUUGUCAUAUUUGUUUUAAAAGAUUCUCGAAGCAAUCGUCGUUGAAUGUUCACGUGAAAAUCUUUCACACUUUGGAGAGAAACUUCUUUUGUGAUUUUUGUCCGAAUAAAGGAUUUGCUGAAAGAUCUCAACUUAAACGACAUUUACGGCGUCAUCAAGAAGAAAAUGAAUUCAAUGAGGAGGAAUCGAUUGAUGGGAAUAAGCUUGAAACAGAAAAAAUCUUUGUGAAUGAUCUUUCAGAAGUGAAGUUGGAGAGUCUUGAAGAAACGACGCCAAUUGACGAUGUUUUAGUGGAGAUGGAGAUUAAGAAAGAAAUUCUCAGCGAUGAAGAAAUUGAAGUGAAAUGUGAACCUGAAUUGAUAAUGAAGGAAACUUCCAGUCCAACUGAUGAUUUUGAAACAAAAUCAGUCGAAGAAAUAAAAGACGAAAAUUUCGCUUUGAUUUUAAAUGAAGUUGAAAGUUCGCAGUCAGAAAGAACCGACGAGACGUUUGAUUGUUUAAAAUGUGAUAAGAGAUUCAACAAAUCAGAUCAUCUUAAUGUUCAUUGCACAGCAGUUCACACUGAAAGUAAGUUUGAUUGUGAUGAAUGUGGCCGAUCAUUCAGUUACAAGUCAGCACUCGAUCGUCACAUUAAAGUUCUUCACAGAAAUCAAAGAAAUCACAUUUGCAUGAAAUGUGGACGAACUUUUGGAACAAAAUACGAUCUCGAAACUCAUUUCGAAUCAAAUCACAACGAAUCGAGGAAAUCAAAAAAUCGAAGAACUUGCAAAGUGUGUGGGAAAAUUUUCUCAAAGGAAAGAAAUCUUCAAAUUCACGUCCUGGCGAUUCACAAUGAAAAGUCUUUCGAAUGUGAAAUUUGUUUGAAGAAGUUUUCAUUUAAAUCAGCUAAAGAACGUCAUUUAAAAGUUGUUCAUUAUAAUCAGAGAUCUCAUCAAUGCGUUCAUUGUCAAAAGUAUUUCGGAACAAAAUACGAUUUACGGAAUCACAUUUCAUACAAUCACAGCUUAAAUCCUGAAGAAAUUGGGAAAUAUUUUUGUUCAAUUUGUGAAAAAUCUUUCACAUCAUCGAGCGCGUUGAAACGACAUCACAAAGGCGUUCAUGAAAACAUCAAACAAAAAGGUCCGCGUGAUUAUCGAUGCAAGUUCUGUAAGGAAACAUUUAGCAAUAAAUAUCAAAAGGAGAAACAUCUUGCACAAGUUCAUCAAGAUGGUUUGAAGUUGAAACGUGUUUGCUUAUCAUGCAAUUCUGAAUUCGAAUUGUUUGAAGACUUUAAGAAGCAUGUGAAUGAAUUACAUCCCAAAGCUUUCAUUUGUUUGAUUUGUGGAGUUGAUAAUGUCGAUGGCGAUGCUUUCAAUGUUCAUAUGGAACAUCAUAAACAUAUUGAAAUGGAUUUGCGACGAUAUAUUUGUGACUUUUGUGGUCAUCGAUUGUUUAAUAAAAUUCAACUUAAGGUUCACAUGAGAAAGCAUAUGAAAGAAGCAAAUUUCUAUGUUUGUGAUAUUUGCGGUCAGAGUUAUCGAUACAUUGCGCCAUUUCUCUACCACAAAAAGGUUCAUGAAGGUCGAAAAGAGUUCAUUUGCAGUCAUUGUGGUAAAGAGUUUAUGAGGAAACAAGAUUUAACCGUUCACAUUCGUCAUCAUACACAAGAGAAGCCAUUUAAAUGUUCGGUGUGUGGAAAGAAGUUUGCUGCUCGUCAAAUUCUUCAAAUUCAUCUUCAAACACAUUCAGCGACUAAAAAGAUUUUCAAUUGUGAUGUUUGUAAUUUGUCAUUUAAUGACAGAAAUGAAGCAAAAAUUCAUGAUGAAGCAAUUCAUCCUGAUCGAAGGCCAUUCUGGUGUUCAAUUUGUCACAAAUCAUUUAAACUUGAACAUUUGUUAAAGAUUCAUCUGAAACAUAAACAUAAUCCUGAGAAAUCAGUUGAAUUAACAAUUCUUCCAGAAAUUGUCGUAAGCAUGUCGGGAUUGUGGACUUAUUUAAAUAGUUCUGAGUUGGUUUACAAAGUUCAAAGUUUUUUUGGUGUUGAGAAAGUUGAUCAAAAAGAUGAAAACAAAGAGAAGUUUAAGAUAAAUAAUCGAUUCUUUUAUUAUUUGUUUUUAAUUGGAACUGAAUUAGGCGAUGAACAUUUCUAUGGACUUUUCAUUCCUUUGUUUUUCUUGAAUGUUGAUUGCCAUCUCGGACGGCGAUUUGUGUUUCAUUGGUUCAUCAACAUGUACAUAGGACAAGCAUUAAAAGAAGUCUUCAAAUAUGAACGUCCGAAAUCGCCAGCAGUUCAAAUGCAAACAAAAUGGAGCAACGAAUUUUCACUUCCAUCGACACAUGCAAUGGGUUCGCUUUCAAUGUCAUCAGCUUUGAUUUAUUUCGCAAUUGAUCGAUACAAUCUUGCUGCAUCAAUGGGAGUAAUUUUCAUUGUUGUUUGGGUGUCAGUGAUCUCAUUAAGUCGUGUUUAUUUUGGAAUGCAUUCUGUCCUUGAUCUUGUACUUGGUGUUGUCAUAACAAUGUUCUUCUUGUUUGCAACACUUCCAGUGACUGAUGUUAUUAUGGCUUUCUUCGCAAUGGCUCCAAUAGCGCCAAUAAUGUUCUUUCUCAUUCCAAUCGUGUUAAUAAUUUUCUUCCCAACAACAAACAUGUGGACACCGACAAGAGGUGACACUUGUGCAGUUGCUGCUGUUUUCUCAGGAAUUGAAUUGGGAGUUUGGACAAAUUAUCAGCUUGGAAUGUUGACACAAGUUGAUGAAGUUUAUCCACUAACUUUAGAUUUUAGCGAGAUUUACUGUCUUGCUGGUCGAACUUUACUUGGACUGAUGAUUGUGGGACUAACCGAAUUCAUAGGAAAGCAAUUUUCCUAUUCAACUCUUUGUAUUUUAAUUAAUGAAGACAAGAAGACUUUGAAAGCUUCAGUAAAUUCUGUCAACAAUGUUAAGAAGAAUUUCGUUGAUUUAACAUCAAAUUUCUUCACUUAUUCACUUCUUGGUUUCAACACAAUCGUGAUCGUUCCAAUAACUUACAAAUAUUUAAACAUUCAACGUGAAAGUUUUUUCAAUGAAAUUUAAGUCAUUUUAUUGCAUUUAGAUUCUUACAAACUAGACAAAAAUUAUUUUAAAAGACUAAAAAUUGUGAAAUGAAGAAAACACAAAAAUCUUCGUUCGUUUCAGAAAAAGAAAAAAAUUGCAAAUAAAUAAAUUUUAAAUAAUAAUUUAAUUAAACAUUUUUGAUGUUAGAUGAAAGAUUUGAUGUCAGUAAUAAAAUUCAUUAUUUCACU
This is a messenger RNA of Clunio marinus, 4022 nucleotides long. The record is from the annotation of a GenBank genome assembly. Lineage: Eukaryota; Metazoa; Arthropoda; Insecta; Diptera; Chironomidae.